Messenger RNA from Stylophora pistillata, 1456 nucleotides. RefSeq lists its product as uncharacterized. NCBI's taxonomy places the organism in Eukaryota, Metazoa, Cnidaria, Anthozoa, Scleractinia, Pocilloporidae. The record is from RefSeq and is a predicted model, not a curated record.
AAAAUAAGACGACGAAUAAAAGGUAACUGGGAGUUGGCCAUCUACGUGACAAUUUGUAGUUAAUGUUUAAUUAACUGAAGACAAGCUCUUUGAAGAUUAAGCAAAUAAUUCCAGCUGUGCUUCAACUUCAGAAUACCCGUCCACAUCACAUACAUGUGUCGGGAGGCUUUGAAGAAUGAGGCAUAACACAAUAGAUGCUAUUCUCAUUUAAUGACAUGUAAAUGAGUGGCCGGGUAUUCUGAAGUUUAGCCGUGCUUUUUCGCAGGACUACGCAGUGCGUGGGUAAUAAACCUAUACCUUCAGCUUCACGAUGCGCACAGCUGCGAGAUUUUCUUUACUCGUUUUAAUAGUAACCAUAGUAUGUCUACUGGGAGUUGCAGUGUUUCAAAUCGACCCAAUUCUGCCGUUUUCUGCAAAAUAUCGUUACGAGAGUAUGGAAGUUGAUAGACCGUUUUAUGCAAAUCGAACUGGAAAACACUGCUACGAGAACUACGAGAAGAAAUAUGAUUGGGGUGAGAUGUGCCCGAGGUUAUACACUGAACUUGGUGGAAAAUGUGACAUGAUAGAUGGUCAACUUCAAUGCCCUGAUAUACGUAAUUAUUCCAAAGUUUUGUAUCGACAAGGACAACUUGUCAUGACAAGAAUGAUGCGCAUUUUCGACCUUCUCGCUCAAAAGUAUGAUAUAUUUUACUGGAUUACACGAGGUACUCUACUUGGUGCAGCAAGACAUCAAGGAUUUAUACCUUGGGAUGUAGAUAGUGAUAUUGAAAUGCCGUUAGAUGACUAUGUCAAAUUCUUUCAAGUUGCAGCGAAGGAUUUACCACCUGACAUUUUCUUUCAGAAUUCACUUACCGAUCCCGCGUUUCCGAACAACUCUCGUGGUUUUCACAAACAUGAACUAGUUGGUUUAUACGAAGCAACAUGGAACCCAAGACUGAGAGAUAGAAAUAGCUGUUAUAAAUAUUGUAUUGCACACGGUUGCAAUUGGCACGAUGGCCUCAUGAUUGACAUCUUCGUCCAUCCCCAUGUGUCAAGAUAUGUCUACCCUUUGAAGAGGUUACCAUUUGAAGGUUUUACACUUUCAGUACAGAACAACUGGAAAGAUGAAUUAGUUUCUCAAUUUGGCAAAAACUGGUUUGAAUUUCCAAGAGAUGGAACUCCACAUGAACAUCCAGAUGUAUUUAAUGGUUGCGAGAAGCUAAAAAACUGAGUAAGACACUUUUUGUUUGGCCGACCAUGCAGAUUGAGUCAUCCAUAUUGACAUAUGGAGUUUUUUUUAUUAAAUGCAGUGUGGGAGGGUGUAAAUUGUAUAAAUCAGUAUUAUGUAUUCAUAAUAUUUACUAAUUCAAUUUUUCAUACCCCUGACAAUUCAUGGAUAGAUAUUCCAAGUUACGUAUGAUGUUUGAAUACAAAGGAUAGUAAUGUACUGAAUAUAGUGAAAGAGACCAUUGUAUUA